AUGUCAUCUACGGGUACUGAUUUCGAACCUGUUAAAAAAGUUAUUUCUGAAAGUAUAAACGUGCCUGACAUAACGGACAUAACGGACAUAACGGAGGUUAAACAAACUGUUGAAAGCAUGACCUCAAAAGUUUGCGAUGUUGACUUUUCAGAAAUGACAAUCCAUCAAGCAUCUCGACAAGGAAUUCUACAUGUUGUAAAAAAUAUAAUCGAAAGUGGAUAUGCUAAAGCAACAGAUAGAGACACUGAGAACGUGACUCCGUUACAUUUUGCUGUCAUUAAUAAUCAUGUAACUGUUGCAAAAUAUUUGAUUGAUAAUGGUGCUGAAAUAGAUGCUUUUGGUGGCGAUUUGAUUGCUACUCCGUUGCAUUGGGCAUCAAGAAAUGGUCAUCUGCCUUCUGUAACCCUUUUAAUUAAUCAUGGUGCUAAUCCAAGUCUCCGUGAUUCUCAAGGCUUUGAUUGUUUACACCUUGCCGUACAUUCUUCUAAUCCUAUGUUAGUGUUAUACUUUAUAUGUCUGGAUAUGGCCAUUGAUACUCAAGACUCUUCACAGCAUACUCCCUUGAUGUGGGCCGCUUAUCAAUGUGAUUCAUUAAUUGUAGAUAUACUUAUUCGACUUGGUGCUUCUCUAUCCAAAGUUAAUAAUACGCAGCUUACUCCUCUACAUUUUGCUGCUAUGAAAUCUGAUAAAAUGUGUUUGAGAAAGUUAAUAGAGGCUGGUGCAAAUAUUAAUGCAAAGGAUGAGAAUGGUAAAACGCCCGUUGAUAUUGUUAAAGAAGUAAAGAAUAUUGAUAAAUGGAAAAAAGCAAUGAAGGAAACUGGUUUGGAAAAUAAUGGUAAAAGAG
Messenger RNA from Racocetra persica, 844 nucleotides. The record is from the annotation of a GenBank genome assembly. Lineage: Eukaryota; Fungi; Glomeromycota; Glomeromycetes; Diversisporales; Gigasporaceae.